UACUAGUCAUACUGUUACUAGAAGAAAGGAUGCAGUGCCAGUGGAGCAAGCUCGACGAAACAAAGCAUCGCAUCAAAAUAAAGACUGCCGUUCUUUAUUUGACAGCGAUUCUGAAAAAAGAUGAGGAUAGACGACAUUCUCGCUGCCCCUGUGCGGUUGGCUCCGCACGUCUCUACUCUCGAGUUUGGGAACGAUGCUGCUACCGUGCCAGGCCCCCACCAUCCAGCCCCACACGGUCUUCAACCUCCUAGUUGCUCCACGCCGCCUACGACACGCGCUGAAUUAGAUCGCAUACAAAGUCGUGCUGGUCAAGGUGCUUCUGGUGCCGAGUCGAUAGUCGGCAAAACAAAAGGAGGCAAGUUUUCCGGUUCGAGUUUUGAAGAUUACAAUCAGGAGCGGUGGUCAGCAAGUGGCGCGAAUAGACACGGACAAUAUCAUCAGCAACCGUCUUCAGGAGAUGCAUUAGACAAAGUUUUGAAUCUUCAAAACAACAAAGAUAUGAUCCCCUCGUCCUCGUAUCAAUUCGGUCGGGUAUCUGCGUCUGGUGCUGCAACGGUAGCAAUAGCUGGAGCUAGUAGUCGAGCAGUAAACAGCGCGAGAGCUGAACAUCAGAUGAGCAACAACCCCUUUGUGAUACACUCGAGAAGAUCUUCAUCGAACAAUUAUGGAUCCUCUAGUUCCUCUGGUGACGUGAACAGCAGAGCAACAAGACGAGGCCGAGGGGGCCACGGCGCAGGUGGUCGUUUCAACAAUUAUGCUCCAGCAAUGUUGUCCUUGCCAGGAAGUUUCCACUCCAGCUCAACAACUCAUUGGUCCUCGGCAGCUCCGACGAGUAGGUUGCCUGUUGUAAACAGCUUUCUUCGAGGGCCAAGUAGCAAAGGUCCUCCAUCUUCAAUAUCCGCGACUGAACUUCACGUGCUGCCCCUUUACGCCACUGUAGGGCCAGCAGCCGCAGCUGGUGCGGCACAACAUCACCAAGGAGCAGCUGCAACAGCACGUAGCCACCAACUGCAACCUACGACAUCAUCGUCAAAUAGUAGUGGACGAGGUGGUGCUUUCUUUCAUCGAGAAGAGAGUUACCCAGCAAAUGGUCCGCUGUUGUCAUCCCCUACAGGCCGCUCAUCACGGUUGCAGCCAAUUGUAGAACAUCGAUCUCGUCAGGAUCAUAGGACCCCUGUUGGCGGACAAGCGGGGAUGGGGAUGUUCACCAUGAACAUGUAUGGAAAUGGACAAGAUGAUAACCAGGGAGGGUUUAACAAUCAUAGUUCAGCAGGCAUAGGAGGCGCAGGUGUACAACAAGGUGCAGGAGCAGCGGCCUCUUCCUCAACUGUAGGACAAAGCAGACUUUUCAUGCCUGCUUCAUCAAUGCGGAAAGAAGCACAAGAAACGCUGUCUAAGAUUCUGAGUGUUGGUGACCACGCAAAAAGGAGCCAUACUUUGAACAUGCUAAGUGGCUCGUCGAAACUACACUGGGGUGCCCGAUUGGUACCAUCAUGGAAAACUGAUGAAAAUGUUGAGACAGGAGUAAGAAAUAGAUUCUGAGUUCUUAUGCAAGUGAUGAUGUAAGAGUAAAAAGUAAAGUCUUUGGUACAGUAGAGUAGUUAAGGGUAGGCUAAAGGUACUUUUGUUACCGGUUGUUGUGGUUCUCCUAAGGGGGACAGCCAUAACAAGCGGGAUAAACG
This is a messenger RNA of Amoebophrya sp. A25, 1682 nucleotides long. NCBI's taxonomy places the organism in Eukaryota, Dinophyceae, Syndiniales, Amoebophryaceae. The record is from the annotation of a GenBank genome assembly.